GCAACCGCCAGCGCCAUCGAGAGGGCCAGACCAUAAAGAGGCCUCGAGCCCGCCCUCCUCCUGACUUUCGCACCUCUUGCACUCCGCACCUCUCCACACGCACCACACGCAGCCAUGAGCGCGCCCUCCUCCGAGCCUGCCGACGCUGCCCUCGUCGCCGCCAUCCAGAACUCGCACGACGCCGAGGCCGCGCUCGCCACGCCCGUCGCCGCCACGCACACCGACGCGCCGUCUGCCGCAGCCGACGUGCCCGCCGUCGUUGCGGACGCGCCGGCGGUCAGCGCCGCCACCGACGAGGCGCCCGAGGCUGUUGCCGCCAAGUCGCCCAAGGCCGGCCUCUUCACCAGCUUCCCGUUCAAGCGCGGCGCCGGUGCCACGUCGCCCGGCACCACCAGCCCCGCGGCCCUCUCGCCAGCCGAGGACAAGGAGAAGCACGCGCCCUUCAUCGCCGGCCUGCGCCGCCGCUUCACCGGCAGCAAGGGCGCCGACGGCAAGGAGGAGACGUCUGCCGCCGCGCCCGAGUCGACCGAUGCGGCACCGGCAGGCGAGGUCAGCGCCGCCAAGCUCGACGAGGAGAUGCCGGCCGCUGCGCCCGUCGAGGCCGCGCCCGUCAAGGACAAGAGCCGCCCGUCGAGCCCGCCGUUCCUCGCCAAGCUGCGCGGCCGCAUGUCCAGCCACGGCACACCCGGCACCGGCAAGGCUCCGGAGCCAGCCACCGGCGCCACCGAGCCCGUCUCGGCUGCCGAGGGCGAAGCGGCCGCGCCCGCUACCGACGCUUCGGCUACCGAGACGACAACGGAGCAUGCUCCGCCCGCUGCCGGCCUGAGCGAGCGCGAGAAGCGCCGCACUAGCCUCGUCGACGGUAUCCGCCGCCUGAUCGUCUCACCCGGCGCCGCCAGCACCAAGCGCUCCUCGUCGCACGGUCCGGUUGACGGCUCGAAGGCUCCGGAGGCUGCAGCGCCUGCCGAUGCUGCCGUCGCGGCCUCUACGGAGCCGGCUGCUGAGCCUGCUGCCCCCGCCGUGCCCGACAAGAAGGCCGACGACGGCGAGAAGGCCAAGUCGCCCACGUUCGUCGAGAAGCUCCAGCAGCGCUUCGGCGCCUCGGCUGCUGGCAAGAGCAGCAGCACAGAGGACAAGGCUGCACCGAGCACGGCGCCCGCCGCCGAGGUCGCACCGUCGACGUCUGCGGCGCCUGCCGCGUCGGAGGCGAAGGACGAGUCCAAGACGAGCGAUGCUCCCGCUGCCGCCGCCGGACCGGCCGGCAUCUUCGCCGUCAUCAAGGACCGUGUCAACCAGCAGCUGCACGGCGGCAAGGGCGAGAGCAAGACGGAGGCGGAGAAGGAGAGGAGCGCCGUCGAGGCCACGCCGGCCGAGAGCGCCGCUCCUGCCGUUCCUGCUCAGAGCACCGAGAGCGCCGCCGCGCCCAUUGCCGGCCACACGUCGCCGAAGCGCCGCGAGAGCUCGACGGCCGGCAACGCCGUCAAGCGCAUCUCGGGCCUCUUCACGGCCCGUCGUCAGCCCAGCGAUGCUGCCGUGCCCGCUGCCGGCGCGAGCUCCGAGCACGCCAAGGACGCCGACGCCGCGCCUACGGCUAUCGUGGCCAGCGAUGCACCGACGGACGCUCCUGCCCCGACGGAGACGGCUCCGGUCAUCAGCGCCGACGACGCGCCUGCCGCAGUCGCUACCGAGACGGUCACUGCCGAGCCUGCAGCCGUCGAGUCCUCGGACGCGGCCCCUGCUGCUGAGACGACUGCUCCUGCUGCGUCUGUGCCGGCUGCUACUACCGCCUGAUCGUGCGACGCCAGCUUGCCUCUCAGCGCCAAUCCUUUCCACGAGUACCCCCCAUC
Messenger RNA from Tilletiopsis washingtonensis, 1847 nucleotides. RefSeq lists its product as hypothetical. The transcript has 2 exons. The record is from RefSeq and is a predicted model, not a curated record. Lineage: Eukaryota; Fungi; Basidiomycota; Exobasidiomycetes; Entylomatales. The coding region runs from base 115 to 1791 and encodes 558 amino acids.